AUGAUCGAGGAACUCCUUGCUCAGAUACAUCCGGGGCGGGCAGCCCUCUAUGUGUCGAAGGAAAUCUCGAAGCUGGGUUACAGAGCCCCGAGAAUUCGUUUCUGCCUCCCAUGGGCAAUUGAUUUCCUUUACGGAGCAUCCAAGGCCAACGGCGACGGUACAGACCAUGUAUUUCUGCAUCAAGCGAUCCUGAACGCGAAAGGAGCAACCCAGCUUGACUGCGUCAAAACCGCCGAGCUUAAUGGAGGUAUCACGCGUCGAGUCAUUCUGACCAAAGACCCUGAGAACAUCAAGGCUAUUCUUACGGGACAAUUCGCCGAUUAUGGGAAAGGCGAGGAAUUCCAUGAACAAUGGAAAGACUUUCUAGGUGACAGUAUCUUCGCCACGGAUGGUGAGCUCUGGUCCCGUUCACGCCAUCUCAUCCGACCAAUGUUUGUCCGGGAUCGCAUCGUCGACACUGAGAUCUUUGAGAAACACGUCCAGAACCUGAUUCCUCUGUUGGAUGGGAGCAACUCGCUCAGUGCGAGCAAAGUCGUCGAUGUCGGUUCUCUGUUUUUCCGUUUCACCCUGGACGCAGCCACGGAUUAUCUCCUUGGCGUUGGCACAAACAGUCUGCACAAUCCGGAGACCAGAUUCGCCGAGGCCUUUGGAUAUGUGAAGCAUCGCCAAUCCGAGAUCUUUCGGCUAGGUGAUGGAAUCAGCAUGUUCAGCUUCAUCGUGACGAAGAGGAAAUUCCGCCGGGAACUCAAAGUGAUGGACGAUUUCAUCCAACCAUACAUCAAACGAGCCCUCUCUCUGACACCCUCUGAACUCAAUCAGAAGAUCUCCAAGCGAGAAACCUUCCUGGACGCCCUAGCCCGCUUCACUCGCGACCCGCGCGUCCUCCGUGACCAGAUCGUCGCCGUCCUCCUCGCCGGCCGCGACACCACAGCCGCAGUCCUCUCCUUCUGUGUCUUUGAGCUAGCCCGCAACCCCGAUGUCGUCGCCAAACUGCGCGAGGAGAUCAGCGCCCGACUGGACCACGCGCCUCUACCCCCCGUUCCCUUCAACGUCCGCUAUUCCCUCCGUGACACGACGCUGCCGCGCGGCGGCGGUUCCGAUGGCCACUCGCCAGUCGGCGUCCGCGCCAACACGCGCGUCAUCUACUCGACGAUGAUCAUGCAGCGAAGCGCAGAGAACUACGACCCGCCGGGCUCGCCGAACUACUUCGAUCCGGAGAAAUGGUUGCCCGACCGGUGGCUGUCCGGGUGGCAGCCCAAACCUUGGCAGAUCUGCCUCGGUCAGCAGUUUGCUACCAUCGAGAUGGGUUACACCGUUGUGCGUAUCCUGCAGGCCUUCGACAGGAUCCAGGCCAUGCCGGCCAAUGGGAAGGAGCGGGUCGAGGACCCGGUGCUGAAGUUUGAGGUUACGCUUAGCCCUGGUUCGGAACUGAAUUGUGUUUUCGUGAGAGAGGGCGAGGAUAUUUUACCGUUGAAGGACGAUUGAGUUCACUUCCACUCAUGUUUUUUUUUGGAUUUAUAAUAUCGCAUUUGCAUGCAUUUUAUAGAGAUAGAC
Aspergillus novofumigatus IBT 16806 is the source of this 1554-nucleotide messenger RNA. Its product is annotated as cytochrome P450. The record is from RefSeq and is a predicted model, not a curated record. The coding region runs from base 1 to 1485 and encodes 494 amino acids. The transcript is spliced from 6 exons. Gene Ontology annotation, molecular function: heme binding; oxidoreductase activity, acting on paired donors, with incorporation or reduction of molecular oxygen, reduced flavin or flavoprotein as one donor, and incorporation of one atom of oxygen; iron ion binding. NCBI's taxonomy places the organism in Eukaryota, Fungi, Ascomycota, Eurotiomycetes, Eurotiales, Aspergillaceae.